AAAGGCCACACGUAAAAAUAGACCAGAUGGAAGAGAACGCACGAAAAUUCCAAGCAUGGCAUAAAAACUUACUGCCUCAGGCGGCCUUACUCGGAGUAAGCCCACUUUUGCAGGCGAUGCAUGUCCUGCCGGUCCGGUCCUUUGGUCACCGUCACCUUGGUGGCGUGUUUCGUGAAGAGGCCCUGGUCAGUGGCAGCAGCCUCCGAGUCAUGGACCUCAAGCCCAUCUGGUACGCUCGAGAGGCGGUCGGACUGGUCUGGUUCGUGGUUCAGGGUCUUGGUUUGGUAUAGGGUCUGAAUUAGUAUUAUACAGUCGGCAGAGAGCAGCCGCAACAACCUCUCCAUACAGCAUUUCCAUCGAGAUGAUGCACAGACAGGAUACAGAGGGCAACAGACAUUUGAUAAAGGAG
Molecule: messenger RNA, 409 nt
Organism: Suillus discolor
Lineage: Eukaryota; Fungi; Basidiomycota; Agaricomycetes; Boletales; Suillaceae
Exons: 1
Coding region: 27-290 (87 amino acids)
Source: RefSeq, a predicted model, not a curated record